Messenger RNA from Schistosoma turkestanicum, 1404 nucleotides. NCBI's taxonomy places the organism in Eukaryota, Metazoa, Platyhelminthes, Trematoda, Strigeidida, Schistosomatidae. The record is from the annotation of a GenBank genome assembly.
CCGGCGCCUAUAUGAAGAUGUCGUAACUUUGUUAAUUCUUCGGCAUAUUGAAUACAUCCGAUAUACUUCUUGUUGAUAUUUACUUGUAUCGUUACAGUAACUUCAUAUUUCUAAACCUGAUUCAAAUCCAACUGCAAACUGGCCUCCCGUGCUGAUUUAUGUCGUUACUAUCUUGGUUUCUGCCGUUGGAUACACUUGUGGAAAGAGUCAAGCUUCAAAUUUCCCGAGUGUAUUACAAUCAUGGGCUAUUCAUUUCUACCCAUCCAGCACCUGUUAUCAUCACUGUUUGCAUCCUUAUGAUAUUCUCUUGUUACCCCUUAACUCAGAUCCCACUUGUAAAAGAAGUACCAAUUCAUCGUGCAGUGGUACGUGAUGACGAAUUUCAGUCUUUCAAAGACUCUCGUUAUGUUUUUACGCAUGAUGACGAGAACAAAAGUCUUGGUUAUAUGCUUCAAAUAAUUGUGCAUUCAAAAAUACUCACAAAGAUUCCAAAGUGUCAUCUUAGUCAUGAAACUAUUGCUCACCUACUUCAUCAAAGCAAUGAAAUGGUUGAGCUUGUUCACCAAUUCAGAAGUUCUGGAGAUGAAAGCACACCAGGAGGACAAACGUUUGAUGAUAUUUGCUUUCAGGUUGAGGAUAGAGCGGUCAAUGAAGUAGAAAAUUCUGAAACAAUAAAAAAUGUUUUACCUACAUUUGGAUGCCUUAUGUUAGCUCCUAGUUUCUUAUUGAAUGAUCAUCUCGGUGUAAUGCAGUCCAAUCAACCCUCUGUUCUUUCACGUAUAAAACUUGCAGCUUCAGGGAAUUUACUGGAUCUUUUAUUUGGAUUUCCUUGGAAAACAACUGGAUUAUCAAAGUUGUCUAGGUGUAGUCGAGAACGAACUGUUACGUAUGCAUUAACUUUAGUAUUUCGGGAAUACAAACCUUCCUUUUUUUCUGAACUACGAGAUCAUUUAAUUUAUCAUAUGGAAAAUCUUCAUAAAGAAAAUGUAGUCAACAAUAUGAAUAUGGAAAUUCCAAAAUCUAAUGAUACUAUAUCAAGCACAGCUUCAGUUGGUCAUAUUUUUCUUGUAUGGUACAGUGAUCGAUCAUAUUUUGCUGAUUAUGCUCCAUUGCUAUUUAUCUAUGUCAUUCUAUUGCUUUAUGUAUAUUUUUCUGUUCGUAAAUUGGAAAUGGUCAAAUCAAAAUGGGGUUUAGCUUUGAGCGCUUGUGUUACUGUUGCUGCAUCAUUAUUUAUGUCUAUUGGUCUAUGUGUAACUAUUGGUCUUGUUAUGCCAACACUCAAUGGAAGUGAAGUUUUCCCUUAUUUAGUUGUUCUAAUUGGAUUUGAAAAUGUUAUUGUUCUAACCAAGUCAGUAGUUGCAACACCAAUUGAUCUUCCAGUGAAAUAUAGAAUUGCUGAAGGUU